AUGAGUAAAGCCUCAAGGCUUUUCAAAUCUGGUCGUGAAAAGCUUCAGCAAGGAAUUGAGAUGUACAAGCAGCAGCAAAAUGAACGAACUGGAAACGAGCCAGCAUGGAUGAAAAACAGAGAUGUGUAUAAGAAGAAAUCGAUCGGAUUAAUGGAUGAAAGAGAUGAACUGACGAGAGAUCAUAUUAGAAGACUAACUGCUGGUCAACGAGCAAAGGACAGAGAGUUCCGUUUGGGUAGGGAUCAUGUGAUGUCUGACUUUGGAAAAGCAGAUGAGCAUUCUGGUUACAAACCGUCAAAUUAUGACUCUUUUAAUUCAUCCAGAUCGCAAUCGGUUGAACGCACGCCAGAGAUUGGUCAACAAGAAAGGCGGUCUCACACUCAGCAGCAGGUUGGAGUACAGAGUAUGCAGCAUAAGAGCACUUUGCUACCCAGGAAGAACUCUGAAAAUGACAGAUCCAAAAGUCCGGAUGAAACUCUUGUUGAUAUAAUGGAGGCACCUUUAUCGACUACAAGUAAUGGUGUCUCUUCUACUAAAUCCAGAACUCCAGGUGGACUCAUUCCGUACAAUAAACCAUCGAUGCCAUUUGGUAUUGCACGAGAAGAAGGUGCAGCUGCUUUCAAAUCGGGAGAUUUCCCAAAGGCAUUAGAAUGCUAUCAGGAGGCUCUUCAAUUCCUCUCAACUGAUCAUCCUUUCAGAAUAUUGAUGUACUCAAAUUUGGCAACCGUGUUUGAAAAGCUAGGAAACUCUAGAGAUCAACUUAGUGCUUGUACAAGUGGUCUUGACAUGAUCUCAACCCUUUGCAAGGAUGUGUCUUUGCUGGAUGAUCUCAUGUUGGAGCCACACAAGAGUUUGAAGAAGUUCUGGAUUAAAUUAAACAUAAGGCGUGCUGAAGCUUUAGAGCAGUUAGAAAAGUUCCAGGAUUCAUUUAAAGCAUAUGACGAAUUGUUGAAGCAUGGGGUGUCAUCAAAGCCAAUCAUGGAUGGAAGAAGACGCUGUCUAUCUGUUAUGCAGCCUAAACGUAAGCCUGCAGUUGAAAGGCCUGUUUCUGCAACUCAUAGAUCGUCAAAUUCUACUGUGACACCUAAAUUAUACAGAGAAAGUGAAACAUUAAGGAGGGUCAAAAGACAGGAAGAUGCCGAGGAAAAAGAGAAGGAAGAAAUGUUUAGAUUACACGAUAAGGUGGAAGGCCUUCUGCAAGGUUGGAGCAAUGGUAAAAGGGAUAAUAUCAGGGCCUUGCUAUCUAGUUUGCAUGAAAUUCUAUGGCCGGAUCUUCAUUGGAGACCUGUGUCAAUGACAGACCUUGUUUUGGACAAGAAAGUCAAAAUUACAUAUCUUAAAGCGGUUGCAAAGGUUCAUCCAGAUAAGCUUGGGAAUAAUGUCACAACUGAACAGAAGAUGAUCGCCAAUGGUGUAUUUAUUACAAUAAACGAGGCUUGGGAGACAUACAAGAAGAUGAACAAUAUAAAAUGA
Messenger RNA from Brettanomyces bruxellensis, 1473 nucleotides. RefSeq lists its product as uncharacterized. Lineage: Eukaryota; Fungi; Ascomycota; Pichiomycetes; Pichiales; Pichiaceae. The transcript has a single exon. Gene Ontology annotation, cellular component: vesicle; cytoplasm; intracellular membrane-bounded organelle. Bases 1 to 1473 code for a protein of 490 amino acids. Gene Ontology annotation, biological process: clathrin coat disassembly; clathrin-dependent endocytosis. The record is from RefSeq and is a predicted model, not a curated record. Gene Ontology annotation, molecular function: clathrin binding.